AUGUCCCCCAUUCACGAAGCCGACGAGCACCCGCCCACCCCCUCCACUGCACAACAACCUCGCGGCCACCGCCCCGCCGCGCUUCUCACAGGCCGGCCACCCAAGCAACACCACAAGCGCGACGAUUCCGCCACCUCCUUCGCGUCCUCCCUCGCUUCCACCUUCACAACCACCACGAACGCGCCACCGACGCCCUCGCGCGCGCGCUGGCAUCAAAUCCGCGAGCAGCUCCUACCCUCCUCGGCCUCCGUCAUCUCUUCCACCUCUACGAUCGAAGGCAAGCCCGCCGCCUCGCGGCUGCGCAUCCCCUCCACGCCGACGCCUCCCUCCCUCCCCUCCGCUUCAGGCCGCAGCACCCCGACGACCCCGCGCCCCUCGCGCCUCGCUGCGAAGCUCGGCUUUCGCCAAAUCGUCAACGAGGCACGCGUGCAAGCCUCCGCCUCCUCCUCGUCGCUCGCCGCAGAACGCGACACUCCUGAGGCGGCGUACGCGCGCAAGUUCGCGGAGGAUGUCCAGGCCGCGUGCUGGGCCGCGCGCUUCGUCGAAUCCUCGGCACAUUCUCAUUCCGGCGCGAGCUCGCGGCAUGGCACGGACAUCUCGGCCUUCUCCACGGGCAGCUUCAUCCCGACCUUCAUGUCCACCACCUCGCUCCCCGCCACAGCGCACAACAACUCGAGUACCGCGGCGCUGAAUAUCCUUAAACCCGGUACGGCCAAGGUACCCUCGCUCCGCCAGCUGCACGACGUGCUGCUCCAUUACGCGUCAACUGCGUCUGCGGCGCGCGCGCCCACCGGCCUCCCGCACGAGAGCGAGGUGCUCUCUGCGCUCCUCGUCCCGUUCUCGCACAUUGGCGACGCGCGCCGGACGAGCGAAGACGAGCAAGCGCUCGCGAGCGAGGCGUUCGAGGUCGCAGUCAAGACGUGGCCCAGCCGAACGAGCGACGGCGAGCUGGAGCGCUGUGUAUGGUGCUGCAAAGCCGUCGUGGCGCCGUCCGCGCUUCGCGGCCGGCUCUUUGGAAUCCUGUACUCGAUCCUCUUCCCGCGGACGCGGACGUUCUCGCUCGACGCGCCGCUCGCCGUACGCACGCUCGUCCAGGCGCUCUUCACGCUCCUCGCCGCAUUUGAGAACUCGUACAACUCAUUCCCGGCGACGGACCAGGAGAUCGAGUUCGUGCGCGACCUGAUCCAACGCGUGGCGUCCGGAGCCUGCGGCGCGCUCGCGCCCGAGGCGGUGGAGGACGAGUAUGGCGUGCCCGCGGGCGAGGACGAGGACUGGGAUGCGGUGCACCGCCUCGUGGUGCUCGAGGGGCUGACGCGGUGCAUGGAGAACGGGGACGAAGAGAGGCGGAGAUGGAUGCUGCGGCACGCCGUCGACGAGCACUGGCCGGAGCCUGACCCGUUCGCCACGCCCACGCCGCUCACGAUCCGCAUCGCGGUCAGGAAGACGCACAAUUUCCUCCGCGCCGCUGCGGCGCUGCUGUCCUCGCCCGUAUCUUCCUCGUCCCGCCACGACGCCGACGCUCGCGCCAUCGCGCGCAUCCUCCGCACACGCGUGAUCCCCGAGAUAGAAGCUGUACCGAUGCCGACGCUAGAGAAGGAGAAGGAAACGCUCGAGAGCCGAGCGCGGUGCGUGCGCGUGCUGCUCGAGCUCGCAGCAGUGGGCGAGACGGUGCAAGAGGCAGGUGCGGCGCUUGUCGAUUGGCUGCGCGAGGGAAGGGAAUGGAAGAAGGGGUGCGAGGAGGCCGUCAGACGUCUGGUUGCGGAGGAGGAGUGGAAGGAUGUCGUGUUGCUGCUAACCGCCCUAAUCAAGCGAUUGGAGGAGCAGGAGGAUGUAAUCGAGCCGAUGGUCGCUUUCUUGCUUCCUCUACUCAAUGACCGCAUCGUGAUGCAGCCUCCAGACAUGCCCUGUCAGCCGCUUACAGACCUCCUGGAUUACCUCUCCCAGAGGUUCCCCAAGCUUUUUUACAAGCCGCUCUUCGCAUGCGCCGCGUCGACCAAGGAGGUUGCGAUCGCGAACCACCUCGCCGUCCUCGUUGCGCUCACGCGCUUUUUGCCGGACUUCUGGAUCCGAGAUACCGAGAUGAUGUGCGUAGCGAUCAUGAGCGACGCCGGGGGUGCGAAACGUGUAGCGGACACCGCUCCAGGGGCAGACGGUACAUUACCGUGGGGAGCGCCACGCCUCGGGCAGAGCGUGCUGAUCACGGAGCUUGUGGGUAGGAUUCGUGCGACGAGGACGGCGUUGAGCCACGACACGGUUUCCUCGGACCAAUCCUAUCGAGCCAUGUCGAAGUUCGCGAUGGUGCUGGAAUCGCGAUUGGGAAUCCUGUUGGAUCCGCGGGAAAAGCAGAAGCUUGUGCCGCAGUCACAGCGUGUGCUAUUAGUCUCGCUCUUCUUGGAGAUCCGCCUGCUCACGCGUUCUUUAAAACCUUCCACGUGGCUUACCCGAGUUUUAUCAUGGACGUUGUUCCUUCUCGGAGAUCAGCGUGCUGAGGACGAUAUUCAGGAUCACCUCGAAAAACUCGAGGAAAUUUACCAGCAAGCUCAGCAGAGAUCGCGUGCUGCCAACCAGGCAAGUGGUCCAUCUCCCUCGCAUCGCACCCUGGCUGAUCUGCUCUCAGCGCAGGAGUACGAUACUCUUAUAUCUGCUCUUGCGGAUAGGAUCAAGCUCAUCAUGGAAAUUGUUCGAUCGCCAACUCUGCCAUUCAUCGAAAUUCUGGUGGCUCUCUCUGGUUUGUUGUCCGCCCAUGACUACGCGAAUCUCGGACCAUCCAUAUGGAACGCGUUUUUACUCACAGACGAUGUAAAGCUGGUUGCCCCGAUGUGCUUCUUAAUCAACCAGUGCGCUGAGAAGUCCCCUGAGGCUAUACUGUCAACGAUCACCGCAGAUAUGCAAAGUCCCGAAAGCUCAACCCGGGAUCUGGCUGUCCAGAAACUCGCCGCGCUUUCUAGCCUACGGUUUCAGGUUCUAUCACAGACCGUGAUUGUUGACCGCAACCACCCUCGUCCAUUCAAGUUCACACGGCCUCAGAUGUCGUUCGUCGCGACAGACAUCGGCUCGAGUCUGUACGUCCGCGACGAGGAGCUGGAUGAGGGCAAAGAUGGGGACGGUACUACAUUGCCUCUGGAACUCCGGAAACGACUUUCAGAGAUUGGUUGGGAACACGAGGGCAAGAUCGUCGAUCCGAAGGUAGAACGAGCCAAGACGCCUGUAUCAUUGUUACCAAUCCGAGAGGUGGACCGGAUUGACGACGUCACCGACUCUGGCCAUCCACCUAGUCCAACUGCUACUUCCGAAAUACCCUCUAAGGCACCUGGAUCUCCAGGAGGUGGCCUCUUGCGGCGAAAGUCAAGUACAGGCUCCUUUCAAGGCGUCAAGAAGAGGGCCGUCUUCGUCCCUUCCCUCGGGAGAGCAUUGCCGCACCUCGCGGCCAUGACCACGGAUUCUGAUUUUGCGAUUGCUAGCUGCGCGAGGGCAGUCAUCCUUGACAUGAUGCGUGAUGACCCGAUUCUGCUCGGACGACCGGCUUUCGACAUCCUGGGAGGCGAGGAACGAGACGUAGCUGCUGCCAUUUCGACAAUCCGGAAAUACAUGCAUGUGCAGGAGACGCUACCACCUGCGAUGGCUCACCACGUGUUCAACAACCUCACAGGCUUCCUACGAUUCGCCCGUCAAACGCAGCAAAUGGACUCCCUCCAAGGAUAUGCUUACUCCUUAUCCGUCUUGGCGAAACUUGCGAACCAGGUUAGUGACAUGUCCGUACGGGAGUUGCGCCGAGCCAAGGUCGACGCGUUCUUCAUUCCCACGGGCGCGCUCUGGUUUUCUGCACAAUCCCCUGAGGGCCCCAUGUUUCCGCGGAAUCUCUCAAAGACGGAUGGCUCAAGCUCAGCAGUGCCACCGUCCCUCAUCUGGAUCACGCUGGUUCGCGUUUCCCAAAACAUGUUCUUCCUGGCGAUGCUGAAGCGGAAACCUCAAGAUGUUCAAGUCGUCAGGAAGAGCCUCUCAAGAUUGGAACUACCAUCUCUGGACGAAACCUCGACCAGCCCUCCCCUCGAGCUAGCCGACUUUGUUCCUGUGAAACAAAACUGGAUGCGAGAUAACAAUCUACCUCUUGCUGCCCUGUCUCUGGUCUUGUCAAGAAGCUACUUGCUACUCAUAGCUCAGUUAUUCCGAUGCAUGUCAAGGCAUCUUAGCGAUCGCAACGAGCUUGCGGUCCAUGUCGAUGGCAUCAACCGGAUCCUGCUCGCUCAUGGGCAUGAUAUCGGUAUUGUCGGGCAAGCUAUGGUUGCGUUGAUGGUUGCGACAACCCGUUUUCGCCGUCUUUUCACCUCCCGAGGUGCCUAUGCACUCUUCAUGCCCGCCGUCAUCAAGGUUUAUACGGAAUGUGAAUCGCACUCCGCCUCGUCCGGAAUCCGCGAAGCCAUAGAGUAUGCUAUAAGCCGUUUCUACGCGUUCCACGAAGAAUCCUUUGUCUUCCAAAGCAUCGACGCUAUGGCCAAUAUCAUCGCACUUCCUAGAGCUGAUGCCUCGUGGAUAGCGACAAACAUCUACAUGCUCUUCUCGACGCUGAAGAAUAACGCAAUCGACGUCACGCCCGUUGCAGCUGGUAUCCGGGACCUGAAUAAAGCCCAAGAGAAGGAAGCCCUCCUGCUUAAUGCCGCCGAGGACAUCCCUCAGACCGUCUUGGCAAACUUACGCCGAGGUGGAACGCAUGGAGAGGUCACCGCGGUAGGCGAUCUAUAUGAGCACGAAGAGAAGAAACUCGGCCUAGGAAAUUUUGUUCGCCUUUUCCUUACCGUCAUCGCGCAUGACCCAACGAUUCUCCGGGCUGAGCGGUUCCUUCGCCUAUUACGUUACCUUGCGCCGAGCCUUUACAACGCAACGAGCACUGCCAGAAAUAUUCUCCGAGACGGGAUUGAAGCACUGGGAUUGAUCAUUCUGACCAGGGCUGCUGCCAAAGCCAAGGUUCCCGAGCUUGCACAGUUGCGUCCGGGCGGAGACCGCAGCGUAGAGAUUUUCUCCCAGGAUGCGCCUAUAGACGAUAUACUCGGUGUCAAGCACAUGGCACCCAGUGAUCUGUCCGUAAUGCGUCUGGACUAUCUUGCCCUGGUCAUUGCUUUUGUCCAGCCCGGAGGCGAUAUAUCUUCUUUAGCCUUCCAGAGGACGGUCGAGAUCAUCAAGACAAUCUUGAGGGACCCCAGCAAGCUCAGUCGCGCCAGAGUGGAAGAGUUCUUGGCCGACUUCUGCCGAAUAUCCCUGUUUCCACCGCAAGGGAAAGAUAAACCAACAGCGAAACGCGUGGUGUCAUUUUUGGGCCAGAUCAAGUCACUUGCUACGUCGCACAUGGCCGUACUUGACCUCCACAAGCUCUAUCAUGUUCUCGUGGAUUUGGUGUCCGACGUCACCUACGUCGACGACUUACUGUUCUGUCGCGUCGUGACCCAGUUUUGCGCGGCAGCGCUGGACGCGUAUGCUUAUUCCGCUGAUGAACAUCUAAUAUCGGACUUGAUGUCUCAGGCACUUGUCCAGCUUAUCUACACCAUGAUACCCAUCACCAAAGUCGAUGUCCUUGCAGAGCUGGAGAAGCACGAAUCCUCACACGGAGUCCUGACCAAAAUUGUGCUGCCCUUGGUCAUGAAGAUGAAGUGCGUUGCUGACGCCGACAGUGUCCAGCCCGACAAAGUGUGGAACCACAACCCGUAUCAGCGUGCAUGGGUACGACUACUAGCAUAUGCUAUUGCGGUUUGCGAGGAUACAGGCGGCGUUAGCGAUCUUUCUCGCUCAGGUUCUUUUGGACAGGGUGGCGAACGCACCAAAACACAGGAAAAACGAAGUCGAUACCCGCGAGAUGGCCUCGUAAUCACCAAGAUCGUGGCAAUCCAGAUAGUGCAGAUCAUUGUGGUCCGAGCACAGACGGAGUUAUCGGACCUGCUUCCCGGUAUAUGGAACCGGCUCGGCCAGCUUUUGCGUGCAUGGCUCGUCGAAGGUGACGCAUCAUUUGCACUUGCUCCGCACAAUCAUAGUCCCAUUCCAUCUCCUGCACAAUCACCCACGAGGAAGAAUUUCCCUCUUUCGCCCACGUCUCCUGCUGGCGACCGCCGCUUUUCGGUCGACGUCCGGAUCUCCACAGACACCAAAUCGGGCAGCGCUUUGCCGCGAGUCAUCGACUUUCUCACCUGGUCCCUUCUGGAGAUCAUCUGCCUUCACCGCACGCCGUUGAUGAUCCAGAUGCGCUCAUUCAUGCAGGAGCGGGUCGUCAGGCUAGACCAGCAGCUGCGCGCGCAAGAAAACGACUCCUUCGCGUUCCUUCCCAGCCCGCGCAGUGGACGCCGCGUCUCCACAACCUUCGCCAAGCCUAGGCGGCCAUCUGUGGCUUCGGGAGCAUCAUCCCCACGCACGUCAAUGCACAUCCCUUCACCGGCAGCUUCGCCGGCUCAUCCUGCGUCGACCCCUCCUCACCUAUCCAUCGGAGCGCCGCUAAGGAGACCUGGGUACGACCUCCCAAGCCCCACUGGUCUUUCUCCAAAUGCGCCACCGCCGAGGGCGGGGCCGAAGAUCGUGCAUUUGGGACCUGUACGCCAGAACUCCGGCUCAACAAGCCAAGGAUUCGACAAUCGAGAAGGAACAGCGAGGCGUCGCCUCGCGGCCAUGCUGAAGUCGGCGAAAGUUACGUCCCCUUCUCUUGUGCGGCGAACGUAUGCACGUGUCAGGCUCGUCCAGGAGACUCUCGGUUAUACCUCCUUAGUGCCCGCAUACGACGAGCAGCAGGAACAAGUGAAUAUGCCUGAGAUCAAAGCGAUGUCACGGACGCAAGCAGUACGGAGCAUCAUCGAGGAUAUUCAAGCAUUGCUGGAGGAGUUCGAGAUGAAGGAUUUCGCCGACGAUAUGGUGAUCGUGGAUGUGGAGCCGUCCAAGAUGCCGAGCACUGUACCUCAAGGGUUCUGA
Punctularia strigosozonata HHB-11173 SS5 is the source of this 6942-nucleotide messenger RNA. RefSeq lists its product as uncharacterized. Bases 1 to 6942 code for a protein of 2313 amino acids. Gene Ontology annotation, biological process: monoatomic cation homeostasis. Gene Ontology annotation, cellular component: cation channel complex; axon. Gene Ontology annotation, molecular function: monoatomic cation channel activity. Lineage: Eukaryota; Fungi; Basidiomycota; Agaricomycetes; Corticiales; Punctulariaceae. The transcript has 13 exons. The record is from RefSeq and is a predicted model, not a curated record.